CACAGACAUGCACACACAUAGAUACACACACACAUCACACACACACGCUGUGACGCAGGCCACGUCGUCGCCCCGCCCCUCGGUCUCCAUGGUAACGCGCUGAGGAGAGAGCAUCUCCUGCAUAUCAGACCUCAGAUCCGCAUCCACAUCUCCGCUCCACGUCUCCCCGGAUCCGGUUCUGAUUCGGUCCAUCGGUCCUCACGGCCAGGAUGAAGUUCGUCAUCGUGCUCGUGAGCGCGGGCACGCUGGCCUUCCUCGGCGCGGUCAUCUGCAUCGUCGCGAGCGUUUAUCCCCGGGAGCGGGCCGCGCCUCGCGGGGACAACGGCACGCUGCUGGAGCCCGCGACGGAGUCCGGCUCGGUGGCGCGCGCCGGGCCGCUGGGCGCGCGCCACGGGGCCGAGUCCUACGACGGGGACAACGGACUCGGCGAGGUCCCCCCUCGGAACCAGCUGCACCUCGGGGAGGAGACCGGCUCCGCGAAGACGUUCAGCUUCAGCCGGUUGAUCUGCACCCCGGUGCCGGUGGGGGACUGCACCAGCAAAGCCCUGAGGCCGCAGGCCGACGACCCGCUGUACGGACACACCGGGGACGAGGACUGGACCUACCUGCGGACCACCGCGGAGCAGCUCCGGCAGAUGGUCCUGCAGCAGAACGACCAGAUCCUCAUGGACCAGAGGACCAUCCGGGAACUCUCCGGGAAGCUCAGCGAGUGCGAGAGCGGCCUGGAGGACGAGCGCAGCGUCCCGGAGCGCAGCGUCGGCGUCUGGAGCGGCGGCCGCCGCGUCAUGGCCGGGGAUGACGUCAGCGCCUCCGCGGCCGCGCAGCUGCAGACCGCGCGGGCCGUGGAGGAGCUGGCCCGGGCCAUCAUGGACCUGAAGGACCGCAUCGAGAAGCUGGAGAAGGAGAUCGGUCCGGCCUCCUUGAACCUCACCGACUCGUCCUCCGGCAGUCUGACCGGUAACAUCGGCCGAGUUCCGGCUCCGCCCACAAGCGGUGGCUCCUCCCACCCCCUGGGGGGGCGCCGCCCCGCCGCCCCGGCCCCCCGGCCCCAACCCAAGGGCCCCGGCGGGCGGGGGAAGGGCCCCUGGAGCGUGGAGGACCUGGAGGGGCAGCUGGAGAGGAAGAUCAAGCUCCUGAAGGAGGAGCGUCUGACCAUGAAGACGGAGACGCAGGACCAGGACCAGGACCAGGACCAGGACCAGGACCAGGACCAGCAGACCAACCAGGGCCUCGGCACCACGAAGCACCGAGUCACGGAGCUGGAGCACAGCCUGCCUCCUGUCUCCUGCCUCCCGCCUGCCGUGCUGUCCUUCCCCGUGAGGACCAACUACAUGUACGGGCUGGUGCGGCGCGAGCUGACGGAGAUGUACGCCUUCACGGUGUGUGUGUGGCUGAGGGCCCGCGAGGCCGGCAUCGGGACCCCCUUCUCCUACUCGGUCCCCGGCCAGCCCAACGAGCUGGUGCUGCUGCAGGGGGUCCACACGCCGGUGGAGCUGCUCAUCAACGACAAGGUGGCGCAGCUGCCUCUGUCCAUCCCACAGGACCAGUGGCAGCACAUCUGUGUGAGCUGGACCCUGAGGGACGGGGUCUGGAAGGCCUACCAGGGGGGCAAGAUGAAGGGCCGGGGGGAGGGGCUAGCCGCCUGGCACCCAAUCAAACCCGGAGGAGUCCUCAUCCUGGGACAGGAACAGGACACCCUGGGGGGGCAUUUCGACGCCUCCCAGGCGCUGGUGGGGGAACUCUCCCAGUUCAACCUGUGGGACCGCGUGCUGAAGCCGGCCGAGGUCGCCGCUCUGGCCGACUGCGGCUCCUCGGCGCUGGGCAACAUCGCGCCCUGGACCGACCGCGACGUGGACGUGUUUGGAGGCGCCACCAAGGAGUCCCUGGACCCAUGCAGCGCCGCGCAGAGAGCCGGGCCCGCCGGCCCCCGACAGUGA
Pseudoliparis swirei is the source of this 1937-nucleotide messenger RNA. RefSeq names its product neuronal pentraxin receptor b (gene nptxrb). The transcript has 5 exons. The record is from RefSeq and is a predicted model, not a curated record. NCBI's taxonomy places the organism in Eukaryota, Metazoa, Chordata, Actinopteri, Perciformes, Liparidae. The coding region runs from base 210 to 1937 and encodes 575 amino acids.